Molecule: messenger RNA, 329 nt
Organism: Balearica regulorum gibbericeps (East African grey crowned-crane)
Lineage: Eukaryota; Metazoa; Chordata; Aves; Gruiformes; Gruidae
Source: RefSeq, a predicted model, not a curated record
CCCACACGCUCAUCUGCUUUUCGUGCUCGGAUGCAUCCUCCAACUGGGCCUGCCUGAAGCCUGUCAAGUGCGGGGAGAAUGAAAACCACUGUGUGACGACGUAUGUUGGAGUGGGAAUCGGCAGCAAAAGUGGCCAGUCCAUCUCCAAAGGAUGCUCUCCCAUUUGCCCCAGCGCUGGGAUUAACCUCGGCAUAGCGGCUGCCUCCGUUUACUGCUGCGACUCCUUCCUCUGCAACAUCAGUGGUUCCAGCAGUGUGAAAGCCAGCUAUGCGGUCCUGGCCUUGGGGGUCCUCGUUAGCUUCAUCUACGUCCUCAGGGCUCGCGAGUGA